This is a messenger RNA of Staurois parvus, 289 nucleotides long. The record is from the annotation of a GenBank genome assembly. Lineage: Eukaryota; Metazoa; Chordata; Amphibia; Anura; Ranidae.
UGUUUGAUCCUGACUUCUCUGACCCUCCUCUUGUUCAAAUGUCCAAGCUGAUAAGACAGAUUGAACCCAUAGCCCUUCUGCAUCUGCUCAGUUUAGUGUGUAUUGCUAGAAAGAGUUUAUGUGAUCAGCACAGGACCAACCAGCACUGUCCAGACAGAGGUCAGGGGUUUUGCAUCCUCCUAGAGCAGAAAGAAAACUCCUUCGACAAUCUUUAACCAGUGCUCAGCUGACUCACAAGACUGCUCUAACUGCUGAUGAGAAAAGGUAUUUAUCAGUUUAUAUUUACUAA